Eupeodes corollae is the source of this 1386-nucleotide messenger RNA. It is a transcript of the gene snk, whose product is annotated as serine protease snake. The transcript has 6 exons. Gene Ontology annotation, molecular function: serine-type endopeptidase activity. NCBI's taxonomy places the organism in Eukaryota, Metazoa, Arthropoda, Insecta, Diptera, Syrphidae. Gene Ontology annotation, biological process: proteolysis. The record is from RefSeq and is a predicted model, not a curated record. The coding region runs from base 81 to 1370 and encodes 429 amino acids.
UUAGUUAACAUUUAUUUUAGUAUCAAAACAAAAAGUUAUUUUCAUCAAAAUCAUGUUUAACUUUUAAAAAAUAUUGAAAAAUGGAGUUAAUAUUCCUUUCGUUAAACUUAUUACUUCAUAUUAGUUCCUCAUGUUCAUUUACCGUGUAUACCGUACAAACUUUCUGCCGAGAUUACCUAGAUUUUUCGAUUCAAUCUCUUUUAGUUCAAGACUACAAUCAAUUGGCUCAGUAUUACCAAACCACUAAAUUCACAAUACCAAAAUGGACCAAUGAUGGAACCUAUGCAACGAUAACUUCAGAUAAAAUCGUCACAAAAGCUAGUAAGGAAGAAGGAGCUUUUUGUCGACGUAGUUUUGACAAUGAAAGUGGUUAUUGUCUCGUGGCCUAUCAAUGCCUUCAUGUUAUAAGGGAAUAUCGUUUACAUGGGACAAAAAUUGAUAUUUGUACAUAUCGGAAGAAUAUUCCCAUUAUUUGUUGUCCUUUGGCUGCUAAGGAUAUUGAGGAUCCCAAUACAAGGAGAAUUAGUGCUCGAAAAUGUGAGGAAUAUCAUGAGUCUGCUAAGGGUACAAAGUUUGGGAUAAUAAGACAAUUUUCGGGAAAGUUCUGUGAGCAAAGCAUUCCAAUGAUUGUUGGUGGAAAAGUUACUCAAAAUGGUGAAUAUCCACACAUGGCUGCCCUUGGUUGGUCCCAGGAAAACGGAGAUCCCAAAUGGGCAUGUGGAGGAUCCCUAAUUAGCGAUCAAUAUAUCCUCACAGCAGCACAUUGUACUGAAUCAGGUGGAAAACCGCCCGAUAUUGUUCGACUUGGUGCUCAUAAGCUCAACAAUCCCAACAACGCUCAAACUGAAGAUAUAAAAAUAACCAUUAUCAUACUACAUCCCAAGUACAGGGCUUCAUUGUACUACCAUGACAUAGCUCUCAUAAAAUUGGAACGACCAGUAGUUUUCAGUGAUAAGAUUCAACCAGCUUGCUUAUGGCAACUUCCAACUCUGGAUAUUCCCCGAUCAGUGGCAGCCGGAUGGGGUCGUACAGAAUUCAUGGGAUCUAAAUCUGAUGAUCUGCAAAAAGUUGAUUUGAAUAUAAUCGAUCAGAAAGUUUGCCGUGAAAUUUACAAUACCGAAAGAAGACUUCCGAAGGGAUUAAUGGAUGGACAAUUUUGUGCCGGUUAUAUGGAGGGUGGGAAGGACACUUGUCAGGGUGAUUCCGGAGGACCACUGCACGCAGAAGUGCCAGAAUUUAAUUGUGUGAAAUUUGUAAUUGGCAUAACAUCGUUUGGCAAAUUUUGCGCUGCACCAAAUGCCCCUGGGGUUUAUACAAAAAUCUAUGCAUAUUUGGAUUGGAUAGAGAAAAUAGUAUUUAAACAUAAUUAAAUUUAAAACGGAUGAU